This is a messenger RNA of Clonostachys rhizophaga, 1437 nucleotides long. Lineage: Eukaryota; Fungi; Ascomycota; Sordariomycetes; Hypocreales; Bionectriaceae. The record is from the annotation of a GenBank genome assembly.
AUGGCUACCGCUGCGGUUAGACGGAGAACCGAGGAGCCCUUUGACAUCCACGAAGAUGUCAGGACAGAAGAGACUGAGAUGAUCGAGGACGACAAAGAGGAUGGCGGUGCAGAUGUCGCAGACACGGAUGUUGUCGUUAUUGACGAUGACGACGAGGACGACGGCGAAGGCGAAGGCGACGAAGAGUACGACAGCUCUGACGACGAGCAAGUCGAUCGCAGUGUUCAAUCAGACAUGAAGAAGCUCGAGAGUGACUUCCCAGGCUUCUGGUAUCGCUACCGUCUGAUUAAACGGAUAGGAGAAGGAACGUUUUCCACCGUUUACAAGGCUGAGGAUAAACUUUAUGACCAGUAUGUCAACGAGUGGGAUGUACAAAACGAGAUGUCCAAGUGGACUCCCCCUCCUUUGGAAAGAGACUCGCCUAGCCAGCACUCUCCGCGGAAACGAACGCGUUACGUCGCUAUCAAGAAGAUUUAUGUCACCUCAUCGCCCAUGCGAAUCCUCAACGAACUAGAGCUGCUGCAUGAUCUCCGGAGAUGCCCUUCAGUCUGCCCGCUCAUCACAGCCUUCCGCCAGACUGACCAGGUUAUCGCCAUUCUUCCCUACUUUCGUCACGGGGACUUCCGUACCUACUUCCGGGAUAUGACAAUCCCUGAUGUUAGAAUAUAUUUACGGUCAUUAUUUACCGCGCUACGAAGUACGCAUGAGCAUAGAAUUCUUCAUCGCGACAUCAAGCCGACCAACUUUCUCUACGACCCGGCUACGCAGCAUGGCGUCCUUGUUGAUUUUGGUCUCGCCGAGCGGGAGGGCUCCGAGAGCAAGCCGUGUCUGUGCCACGAGCAACGCGAGCUUCGUAAGACAAGGCAGGCAAAUUCAGUCUGGGCCCAGAGCGUGUCCUCCUACACUCCAUCUGGGUACCCCAAGAACGAUACAAGGCCCUCGAAGCGCGCCAACCGCGCUGGCACCAGAGGUUUCCGAGCCCCCGAGGUGUUGUUCAAGUGCACUGAGCAGACGACGGCGAUUGAUAUCUGGUCAGCCGGUGUCAUUCUGCUCACCAUUCUCUCCAAGCGAUUCCCGUUCUUCAAUUCUGCGGAUGACGUGGAGGCAAUGAUUGAGAUUGCUACCAUCUAUGGCGCAAGACGUAUGAAGGUUGCAGGUCUCCUUCACGGAUGUGUUUUUGAUACGACCAUCCCCACUGUCGGGCAACAGGGCUUCACCCUUGAGAAGAUUAUUCUAUGGAGCACUUGUCGGGGCGAGGACAAACCUCUUACUGCGGAUGAGAAGCUUGCAGUCAGAUUCAUGGAGCGGUGCAUGGACUUGGACCCCUCACGAAGAAUUACGGCUGAGGAAGCUUUAGAACACGAGUUCUUGAGGAUAGAUAGCUCCCAGGACUUGGGGGUUGGGGAUGAUGAUAUCAUGGACAUGCUCGAUGUAUAG